UAUAUCAGUUAUUGGUUCAUUUACUCAUUCAAGAUUCAACAGCACUUCUAAUUAGUUUCUGGAAAUAUUGUAUUUAUAAAAUGAUUUGGAUAAUAUUUGUUUUUCUUUUAACAUUGCAAUUUAAAGAAAGUUCAACUCAGGAGUACACCGAAGUGUUAUCUAUGAAAAAUUUCGAGGUAAAAGAAGGUAAAAAAGUUGCUACAUUGAUGUUUUUAUCUAAAAGUUUUAGUAUUGAUUUUGAAUUUUGCUUUACAACUGUUGGUUUGAGCAACAAACUUAAUGAGCGCGUGACUAACUUGUUUCGUUUUGGACAAGCAUAUCCUAAGAUUUGUGAUCUUGAAUGUGAACUUAGGUGUGAAUCAAGAUUUUUAAACGCAUAUAUUGGACCAGAGACAAGAAAUCAAAUUUCAUUAUCGUUCGGAAAUUGCCUGGCUGGGGAGUUCAGCCAAACCGAUUUUCUUAUUAAUCCAGGGUGUGUUCGGUUUCAAAUAACACAGCUUCCUGUUGAUGGGACUUAUUGGUAUACUAUUAAAGUUAAUAGAACAGAGGUUAAAUAUAAAAACAUGAAUCCAAAAGAAUUAGAGUCUGUUGAUAUAUUUUUUUCUGACUUUCCUCGACCUACAAUUCCUUCAAUACUUGGAGUAGUCAAAUAUCUUAGAGUAGCUAAUGCAGACUGUUGUACUUUAAGUGCAUGGACAGCAUGGGAAAAAUGUUCUUCUACUUGUAAUAUGGUUUUCUUUGUACCACGUCAAAAACGGACUCGCACAUGUUUAGAAAAUGGUAGUAAUUGUAAAGGAGAAUCGUUAGAACAACUUCAAAGUUGUAAUGAAUUGGUUUUUUGUACAGACUACAACGAAGUGAUUAAAAAGGAAAAUUUCGAAGUAAAAGAAGGUUUGAAUAUCGCUACAUUAUUUUUAUCAAAAGCUUUUAAAAUUGAUUUUGAAUUUUGCUUUACAACUAUUGGCGAGAGCAACAACCUUGAUAAGCGUAUGACCAACUUGUUUCGCUUCAAACAAGCCCGUCCUAAGCUUUGUGAUUUUGAUUGUGAAAUUUGGAAAAGAUGUGAAUCAAGAUAUUUAACUGCAUAUUUUGGACCCACGGUAGCAAAUGGAAUAAAUAUAAAGUUUGGUCAAUGCCUGGAUGGGACAUACAGCGAAAAAGAUUUAUCUAUUAAUCCAGGAUGUAAACGGUUUCAAAUAGUACAGGUCUUUAUUUACGGGUAUUAUUGGUUCAUAGUUAAAGUUGAUAAUGUAGAGUUGUUUAAUUUUCCAAACUUGAACCCAAAAGAUUUACAGUAUGUUGAUAUAUUAUUUUCUGAUGUUGAAUAUGCUUCACAACCUGGAGUAGUCACAUAUCUUAAUGUGGCUAAUGCAGACUGUUGUGCUUUAAGUGAAUGGGCAGAAUGGUCACAAUGCACCGUCACCUGUAGAGAACGUGGUAUUACAGCUAAUCAACAUAGAAGUCGCAAUUGUUUAAACGUUACUUUAAAUAAACAAUGUUAUAGAGAUUCGUUAUUGCACGAAAAUCGAAACUGUAUGGAAAUUAUUUCUUGUUCAGGCAAUGAGGAAUCAAUUUUAUAGAGGAAAUUUUAAAAUGAGGAACAAUUUCAAAGUGUGAUUAAGAAUAAGAUAAAUGAAAAUGUGAAAAAGCAGCAAAAAUUUUUUUUAAUUUUUAAAAUUUUAUAUGGUAAUUUUUUUUUUUUAAUUCAAAACGUUUUCUGGUAAUUUUUUGAGUAUCAGGAGAAAUUGUUUUGAAGUGUGUUUUACAAGUACUCUAUGGAUUUAUUAGAAAAGAUAAUGAUUGUAUUAGUAAUAAUGAUUUUUCAUAUUAUGUCAUCAAAUUGAAAAUGAAAGAUUAUUUAACGUUUAA
Messenger RNA from Hydra vulgaris (swiftwater hydra), 1869 nucleotides. RefSeq lists its product as uncharacterized. Lineage: Eukaryota; Metazoa; Cnidaria; Hydrozoa; Anthoathecata; Hydridae. The record is from RefSeq and is a predicted model, not a curated record.